This is a messenger RNA of Dracunculus medinensis (Guinea worm), 354 nucleotides long. The record is from the annotation of a GenBank genome assembly. NCBI's taxonomy places the organism in Eukaryota, Metazoa, Nematoda, Chromadorea, Rhabditida, Dracunculidae.
AUGGAUGAAAUUAAAUGUAAUAAUCGUGGAGAGAAACGACAACGAACUGCAUAUACACGUAAUCAAGUAUUGGAAUUAGAAAAAGAAUUUCAUUUUAAUAAAUAUCUUACAAGAAAGCGACGAAUUGAAAUCGCACAUUCAUUAAUGUUAACUGAACGACAGGUGAAAAUUUGGUUUCAAAAUCGACGAAUGAAACAUAAAAAGGAGAAUAAAGAAAAGCCAACAUCAUCAUCCUCUUCCACAGUUUCAUCGUCAACAAUUCCUUUUCCAACAACAACAACAACAGCUUUACCAUUUCAUCACCUUACUUCAUUCAAUACUCGUAAUUUUCUUUUAACUAAUAAUUAUACAUAA